CCGCCCCAUUACGGCAACUUGCUCCUUUGCAGGCCGGUUAGCGGAGGCGGGAAGAAGGAAGGCCGCCAAGAGCCCCUAACUUUGCCCCCCCUCCUUCCUCUGUUGUUCAUCCGCGAGCGGCUUCCAGGGCUCGCCCCGUGAGGCCCGGUUUCCUAAAAAAAAAUGCAUCACCGAGGUUAGCUAGAAGCUGCUGGGCUGGCAAAGAAGCAAGUAAGAACUAAAUCAUGGCUUUUCGGAAGGUAGUGAAAGGAACUAUCCUCAUAGGAGGAGGAGCCGUUGCAACUGUCUUUGGCCUCUCACAACUUUCUCAAUACAGAAAAAAGGGUCAUCUUGCAACUGUGGAAGCUUCAGAAUGCAGACCUGUACCAAUGCUAAACUCCCUUCCGACUAGGGAGAAUCAUUUUGAGGCUUUGAGAGAAACUGCAGAAUUUGAUGUCCUUAUCAUAGGUGGAGGUGCUACAGGAAGUGGUUGUGCCUUAGAUGCUGUUACAAGAGGCCUCCGCACAGCUCUUGUAGAACGGGAUGAUUUCGGAUCAGGGACUAGCAGCAGAAGUACUAAAUUGAUCCAUGGUGGAGUGAGAUAUCUACAGAAGGCGAUCAUGAACUUGGAUAUUGAACAGUAUAGAAUGGUGAAAGAAGCUCUCCAUGAACGUGCCAACCUGCUUGAAAUUGCACCUCAUUUAUCUGCUCCUCUACCUAUAAUGCUUCCAGUUUACAAGUGGUGGCAACUGCCUUAUUACUGGGUGGGAAUUAAGAUGUAUGACCUUGUAGCAGGAACCCAAUGUCUGAAAAGCAGCUACGUGCUUAGCAAAUCCAAAGCUUUGGAACUCUUUCCUAUGUUACGAAAGGACAGACUUGUGGGCGCCAUAGUCUACUAUGACGGACAGCACAAUGAUGCACGAAUGAACCUUGCCAUCGCCCUCACUGCUGCCAGGUAUGGGGCUGCCAUAGCCAAUUACACUGAAGUGGUGCACUUGCUGAAGAAGAUGGAUCCAGAGAGCGGGAAGAGCCGAGUUUGUGGAGCAAGGUGCAGGGAUGUUCAAACAGGGCAGGAAUUUGAUGUCAAAGCCAAAUGUGUUAUCAAUGCUACAGGACCUUUCACAGAUUCUGUGCGGAAAAUGGAUGAGCAGGAAGUAUCAAACAUCUGUCAACCAAGUGCAGGCGUUCAUAUUGUGAUGCCCGGCUAUUACAGCCCUGAUAAUAUGGGACUUCUUGACCCAUCGACUAGUGAUGGGCGAGUGAUUUUCUUUCUGCCAUGGCAAAAGAUGACUAUCGCUGGCACUACUGAUACUGCAACUGAAGUUACCCAUCACCCGAUACCAACCGAAGAAGAUAUCAACUUCAUUUUGACAGAAGUGCGCAACUAUCUUAACUGUGAUGUUGAAGUGAGGAGAGGAGAUGUUCUGGCAGCAUGGAGUGGCAUUCGUCCCCUUGUGACGGAUCCCAAUUCUAAAGACACACAGUCUAUAUCUCGAAAUCAUGUGGUGCAUGUUAGUGACAGCGGUCUUGUGACUAUCGCAGGUGGGAAGUGGACAACUUACCGCUCAAUGGCCCAGGAUACAAUUGAUGCUGCAGUAAAAUCUCAUAACCUUCAGGCCGGUCCCUGUAAAACUGUAGGGAUGCUCCUGCAGGGUGCAGAGGGCUGGACCCCUACUCUAUAUAUCCGUCUGGUUCAAGAUUAUGGACUUGAAAAUGAGGUGGCUCAGCAUCUUGCAAAUACAUUUGGGGACAAGGCUUUUGAAGUGGCAAAACUAGCCCAGGUCACUGGCAAGAGGUGGCCUAUCGUUGGGAAGCGUCUUGUCUCAGAGUUUCCAUAUAUCGAGUCAGAGAUUGAGUAUGCCAUCGGUGAAUAUGCUUGCACUGCAGUGGACAUAAUUGCUCGUCGCACUCGUUUGGCUUUUCUAAAUGUCCAAGCUGCCGAUGAAGCCUUACCAAGAAUCAUUGAGAUAAUGGGCAAGAAACUGAGAUGGAGUGAACAGAAGAAGAAGGUAGAGCUCGCAACGGCAAAAAGGUUCCUAUACUAUGAAAUGGGCUACAAGGCACGGUCGGAGCAACUGACAGAUCGGAGUGAAAUCACUUUAUCCCCAGCAGAUAUUGACAGGUAUAAAAAAAGAUUCCACAUGUUUGAUAAAGAAGGCAAAGGUUUUAUUACUAUAUUGGAUGUGCAGAGUGUGCUACAGAGCAUCAACCUUCAAAUUAAUGAAAGUGCACUCCAUGAGAUUUUGAAUGAAGUGGAUUUGAACAAAAAUGGGCAGGUUGAACUCAACGAGUUUUUGCAACUCAUGACUGCUAUUCAGAAAGGAUAUGUAUCUGGAAGCCGGCUUGCCGUACUUAUGAAAGCAGCUGAAGAGAACAUUUAUCAGCGGGAAGUGAUUUCAGUGGACCGGAGUUGUGGUGGACUGUGAUGUGGGGGGCCUCUUACAGCUUAGAAAAAGGUGUGCCCCCUUGGUUGCCUCUUUCAAUGCUGAAAAACAUUCCACUGCUUUCAGACGUCUCUGCUUCUCUUCACUCUGAGCAACUGUACAGAAAGUCACAUUGUGCAGCUCUUCUUUUUAUAUUUGUGCGAAGAGUCUACUUGACUGGUGGUGAACUGGCUUUCUCUAGAAUCCAUGGCCAACAAGACCAUGAAAAGGAGAAACUGUCCACCUCCCCACCUCCCCUCCCCCGGGCUAAUCCCGGGAGUUGAACACUCCAACCAAGGCAAGGGAUCCAGGUGAUAGCCAGGCAUGAAUGUAGAUUUCUUUUUUGCAUUUAUACAAAAGCAAGAGUAAUUCCUCUCCUCCAUUCUCUUUCUGCCUUUUGAUGCAUUAAUCAGGCAAAAGUGGACAAUGCCAGCAUGCCUUUCAUAUCUUAAAAAUGGACUUUUUUUGGUUAAACCUGCAGAUAUAUUUUUCCCCUCCCCACCCUUUCAUAGAAGUACAUUGUGCUAAAUAUUCAUCGCUUGCCUAGAACUUUGGUACAAACAUUUUUUAUAAUGGCCACAGUCUAUUAAAAAGCGCAUGCCAUAAAAAUGAGUGAUUUAUCAUGGAGGAGAGUGGCUGCAUUUAGAAUAUUCAUAGACUGUAUCCCAAAAUAGAAGUGUAAUGUCCAACCAAGGAAUUGCAGUGAUACAAUUGUAUUUUAAUAAGAGGCUAUGUGGGGCCUAAUUCUUCAAAAAUGUCCUAAACCCAAAAAGCCAGCAUAAAUAGAAAAUAAACAAAUCCAAUGGUUCUUGUUACUUUACCACAGAAAGAAAUUGCCAGUCCUUCCCUGGUACCUCUUGUGUAUAUAAAAAGAGAGAGCUAAAUCCUGUAUCAUGUAGGUGGUUUGACUUGGCUCUGAAAUUCUCAAAGAAAUUUUAAGAAAAGGGUAUCUAAAAUCUGACUUUAUUUUGAUAGGUGCCCCAUAACUCCUCAGAAAAAUAGUGAAGAAAAUACUAAACAAGAUUACGCUAACUUUUUUUUUACUAGGAAUUGCAGGUUCAAUUUUAGGAUAUUUUCUUUAAAAAAAAAAACUAAAAACUUUUACAUAUUGUUAAAAUCAUUUUAGGGUAAACACCCCUAGUAUUUAGGGUAGGAAAUCCUUCAGAAUACAAUGAUAAACUAAUAGCAAAUCAGUAGAAAGUUUGCUUUUGCUAUUUGGAAAAUGAAAUUGCAGCAAAGUAACAAACCUAAAAAGGAACAACGUCACGUUACUGUGGAAAUUUUUGUCUUUGUACCUCUGAUGGCAUUGUUCAUUUGUUUGUUACCGAUUUUAAUAACACUUAAUAUUCCAAUGCAAUUUAUAGAUCAGUAAGAGCUGUGGUACCUGCAGACCAAAUUCUUCAUUUACUUAUUUAGCAUUUCAGUGCUGUGCAUUUCUUCACUCUUGAGAGCAGUCUCUAGGAACUGGCCCUUCAUAAGGCCUCACUAUCAAAAUGAUUUAAAAUUCAGAAUACUCUAUAUUCAAAAGUGAAUAUAUUAAGGGCAUCUAUUGUUAGAAGCAAACAUUGCUAUAUAAAACAGUCCAGCCAUUAGCAUGAAGCACUCCUAUUUUCUAUUUAGAACUUUAGGCAGCAUUGAUGGGAAGGAACAAGGUCUUCAUAAAGAAUAUUAAAAGGUAGUAUUCUAAAAAACACCCUCUAGCAAAAUUCUCUGCAGACCAUUUCCCAUGUAAGUUACUGCUAUGAUCAAGAAUGUCAGCCCUAUGUUUUAUAGGUUAAGAGUAGAGGUGGAAGCCAAGCAAGAUUCUCAUCCACUCUAAGCCUGGAGCACUUCAGAAUGACUUGGAUAGAGGUCUUAACUGGCCUGCGCUUGACAGUGGGGAGAUCUCUCUUUUAGCACAAAGAGUUGGGGUGUUUUUGUGGCGAAUCUUCUCUUCCUCCCCCACCUCCCAUCGCCAACGUAUAUUGGAUGCUUUUUACAUAGCACUUUUCAAUUUGUUCCAUUUUAGCUUAGGCCAAGAAAUGCUAAGCCUUAACAAAAAACUAUUAUAGAUAGCUUUUCUAAGAUUGCAGAAGUGUGGAGAGGUCCAGAAAAGAUGUUGAGGUGCUGAUUGUUACACAUUUAAUUAAUAAUGGACGCAACAUUUUUCUACAUUUGAGGCAAAAGAUUAAUGGCAGGUUAUCAAGAGCUCCAAGUGCAUCUCGUCCAUAUGAAACACCUUGUCCAUUGGAAACAUUAAGAGUUAAGCAAGCACCCAAAAUGAAGUGAGCUGAGGAUCAUGGGGCUGAUAUAUGCUGAGGAUCUACCACAGUUCUUAGGGAAGAGUUUUAAUGAGCAUUUGAGUGUUCACCUUUACAGAUAGACUUCUCUGAUAACCAGAGGUUGGACUAAUGUCUAAUGAUUGUCCUUAACCCAAUAAAGGUCUCUUCACAUGGCCUGUCAUGUUUUGCUGUUGAUGCCAUCACACCCUGAUCAGGAAGCCAUGAUUUCUUUUAUGCAUUGAUUUCACCUCUAGGAGAUGUUUUAGCCAACACACCCCUCUGCUUCCCUUGGGCAGGGAAAGUAUUAUUCCCCUACAUCAUUUUACAGUGGCUCAAAUUCAGUUAAAAGUAGACUCUCUACUUGGUUUCUUUGUAAUGGGUUUUCUUUGUAUAUUUGGGAGAGAAUAUAUAUGAAUGUAUAGGAAGCACAAAGCUCCUUUUUGUAUAACAGUAAUUUAGUGUGAUACUACUGUACAAUUGUUUCGAAAACAAAGAAAUAUAGGAGUAGGCAGUUCUCUAGUGGUUGUGUGUGUAUGAAUAGGUAAGCACACAUAUCUAUGCAUAUAUGCAUAUGUAUACAUAUACAUAUACCGCAUGUUUUUCCAUCUGGCACUUUUAUGUAUUGCGCUGUGUUAUUGUUCAGGAUUGGACUGUUAAUACUGUGUUUUGAGGCUGGGUUGUCAUUUUUAUAACUGUCUUGGUGUUUUAUUGCCAUUAUUAUUACUUUUGAUAUACAGAAUGAGCUGCAUGCAUUUAUAGAGCAAUAAGAGGAUGUAUUAAUGUGCCUUGUUUUUAACUGAAUAAGAUCUGAAAGCAUGAAUCAAUAAAACUGAUUAAAAUGG
Thamnophis elegans (Western terrestrial garter snake) is the source of this 5505-nucleotide messenger RNA. It is a transcript of the gene GPD2, whose product is annotated as glycerol-3-phosphate dehydrogenase 2. Bases 225 to 2405 code for a protein of 726 amino acids. Gene Ontology annotation, cellular component: mitochondrion; glycerol-3-phosphate dehydrogenase (FAD) complex. The transcript has 17 exons. Gene Ontology annotation, molecular function: calcium ion binding; glycerol-3-phosphate dehydrogenase (quinone) activity. NCBI's taxonomy places the organism in Eukaryota, Metazoa, Chordata, Lepidosauria, Squamata, Natricidae. Gene Ontology annotation, biological process: glycerol-3-phosphate metabolic process. The record is from RefSeq and is a predicted model, not a curated record.